Nomascus leucogenys (northern white-cheeked gibbon) is the source of this 2194-nucleotide messenger RNA. It is a transcript of the gene LPXN, whose product is annotated as leupaxin. The coding region runs from base 1015 to 2043 and encodes 342 amino acids. Gene Ontology annotation, biological process: substrate adhesion-dependent cell spreading; endothelial cell migration; negative regulation of B cell receptor signaling pathway. The transcript is spliced from 8 exons. The record is from RefSeq and is a predicted model, not a curated record. Lineage: Eukaryota; Metazoa; Chordata; Mammalia; Primates; Hylobatidae.
ACGUCGAGCCAAUUGCUGGUCUGAUGGGAGGGUUUUUCCUACUUUUUCUUACUUUUUAUCUGGGCGUUGUACCUUUCUCGGGGUGUCUGCGUAACUGCCCAGACUUACCUUGGUUUGGUCAGAUGACACCUCCUCUGGGACUGGCUAGCCAGCGUUCAUGUCUACAUUAUUGAUCUCGUCGUCCUGUGUGUGAGUCACUCACCUGUGAGCUCCUAGAGGUCAGGGACUGAAUCUGGUUCCAUGGGGUCCUCGGGUCCUCGGAGCCCUAGCACAAGGCCCACUACUCAGUUGGCUCUUAAUCAAAUCUGUGAAACAAAUUAUAAAGUUGCUUUUUCUACUAGACCUUGUUGGGACACCAAGGAGCCGGCGUCGGUUGCUUAACUUGGAUGCAGUGCCUGACCUAGAGGGAGGCGAAAGGGUUGUUAGCGUGACGUGACUCUGGUGACCUACACCGAGAAGCUGAAGGGUCUCUUAAGCUCUGCGGCCGGAAGCCAUCUGCUUUUGCGGUUUAUACAGUAGCAACUUUAUCAGAAGUUACCUUUCUGCACACUAGCGUGUGACGUUAAUUUGUCUUCCUGAUUCAUCAAAGGGAGUUUCCGUUGCAGUUGGUGAUGCAGUGGGCCUCUCCCAUUUCUUUUUUCUUUUCAUCCAUUACAAUCAAGGAACGAUUUGCAAGAACAUCCUUUACCUCUGGAAAAUAAGGCAUCCAGGGCUAAAAGUCCCAAAAGAAAGAAGCUGGAAACAAGAUCUGGGGAUCCAAUUUUAAAUUUCACAUUAAUAUUAAGUUAAACUGUAGACAAGUGCUGAAGUACAUUUUUCCUUCCAGUACUUUGACUCAGAUACCACUUCAUAUUAGACAAAUGUUUUAUAUUCUCUACUGAGUAUUUUGCAUUUUCAUAGGGCUAAUGUCAUUUUCAGUUGUAAUAAUCGAUUGGCAUAGUGUCAGUGGAAAUUUUUUAAGAUUGAGUUUGCAGUGAGCAGACUUUUGGAAGGAACAGUGCUGACAUCCAGUGGAUGCUUAAAGUAAUACAGAGGAGAAAUCUUUCAAAAAAAAAAAAAAAAUAUGCCUUAUUGGAGGAACUGGAACGCUCCACCCUUCAGGACAGUGAUGAAUAUUCCAGCCCAGCUCCUCUUCCGCUGGAUCAGCAUUCCAGAAAGGAGAAUAACCUUGAUGAGACUUCGGAGGUCCUUUCUGUUCAGGAUAACACAAGUCCCUUGCCGGCGCAGCUUGUGUAUACUACCAAUAUCCAGGAGCUCAAUGUCUACAGUGAAGCCCAAGAGCCAAAGGAAUCACCACCACCUUCUAAAACGUCAGCAGCUGCUCAGUUGGAUGAGCUCAUGGCUCACCUGACUGAGAUGCAGGCCAAGGUGAUCCAUGCUCUAGGUCAAUCGUGGCAUCCUGAGCAUUUUGUCUGUACUCAUUGCAAAGAAGAGAUUGGCACCAGUCCCUUCUUUGAGCGGAGUGGCUUGGCCUACUGCCCCAAUGACUACCACCAACUUUUUUCUCCACGCUGCGCUUACUGCGCUGCUCCCAUCUUGGAUAAAGUGCUGACAGCAAUGAACCAGACCUGGCACCCAGAGCACUUCUUCUGCUCUCACUGUGGAGAGGUGUUUGGUGCAGAAGGCUUUCAUGAGAAGGACAAGAAGCCAUAUUGCCGAAAGGAUUUCUUAGCCAUGUUCUCACCCAAGUGUGGUGGCUGCAAUCGCCCAGUGUUGGAAAACUACCUUUCAGCCAUGGACACUGUCUGGCACCCAGAGUGCUUUGUUUGUGGGGACUGCUUCACCAGUUUUUCUACUGGCUCCUUCUUUGAACUGGAUGGACGUCCAUUCUGUGAGCUCCAUUACCAUCACCGCCGGGGAACGCUCUGCCAUGGAUGUGGGCAGCCCAUCACUGGCCGUUGUAUCAGUGCCAUGGGGUACAAGUUCCAUCCUGAGCACUUUGUGUGUGCUUUCUGCCUGACACAGUUGUCGAAGGGCAUUUUCAGGGAGCAGAAUGACAAGACCUAUUGUCAACCUUGCUUCAAUAAGCUCUUCCCACUGUAAUGCCAACUGAUCCACAGCCUCUUCAGAUUCCUUAUAAAAUUUAAACCAAGAGAGGAGAGGAAAGGGUAAAUUUGCUGUUACUGACCUUCUGCUUGAUAGUCUUAUAGAAAAAGGAAAGGUGAUGAGCAAAUAAAGGAACUUCUAGACUUUA